Molecule: messenger RNA, 4052 nt
Organism: Cajanus cajan (pigeon pea)
Lineage: Eukaryota; Viridiplantae; Streptophyta; Magnoliopsida; Fabales; Fabaceae
Source: RefSeq, a predicted model, not a curated record
GGGGCUGUGCAUGCCUCCAAAAUCGUGAUAAGGAAUCAAUCAUUUUUGAUACAUAAACCACGAUAUAGCAAGAGGAAGAGGAGGGAAGUGGGUCCCUCACAAACCGUUACAUCAUGCUGCAAUUUUCCUUUCCUCCAUUUCAAACAUUUUUCUCUCCGACGGCCCCAGACACAUAAAUUCUUAACAUCAGAUCCUAUGUGGGUAGCAUCAUUUCCUUUCUCAUUUCCCACAUCAACAUAAACAUUCUUCCAUGUUUUAAGGGAUUCCCCACCCUCCUCUCACAUACAUUGGCCCAGAUUGAUCACAUGCAGGCUGGUGCUUGAAUUUGAGGGGUGCCCCUUUGAGAUUUUAGCCUUUCUUUCCCUUGUUCAUGUUAAAAAUUGGAUUUUUAUGAUUGGGUGGAAGGGAAAGAAGGCACAAUUCUAAACCAAAAUUGUUGAACUUUUUCAAUGCGCUUCAUCUAAUUAAUUGAUUGGUAUUGGAAUUGUAAAAAUGCCUGCGGUGUCUGCUGUUAUUUCCCGCCAAGUUGUGCCUGCUUGUGGCAAUCUUUGUUUCUUAUGCCCUUCCAUCAGGACAAGGUCAAGACAACCUGUCAAGAGGUAUAAGAAGCUCAUCUCUGACAAUUUCCCACGUAACCAGGAGGAAGGGCCGAAUGAUAGGAAAAUAGGAAAAUUAUGUGAUUAUGCUGCCAGAAAUCCUUUACGUAUCCCAAGGAUUGUGCAAGCCCUUGAGCAAAGGUGUUACAAGGAGCUACGAAAUGAGAAUUUCCAUUCAACCAAAAUCGUCAUGUGCAUUUACAAGAAACUUCUGUCUUCUUGUAAUGAACAAAUGCCACUAUUUGCGAGUAGCUUGCUAAGUAUUAUUCACACGCUGCUGGAUCAAUCACGGCAGGAUGAAAUGAGAAUUAUAGGAUGUCAAAUUCUGUUUGAUUUUGUAAAUAAUCAGACUGAUGGAAGUUACCUGUUCAACUUAGAAUCUGUUAUCCCGAAGAUCUGUCAAUUAGCUCAAGAAACUGGAGAUGAUGAAAGGGCAAGAACUAGCCGUUCAACUGGUUUGAAAGCCCUUUCAGCAAUGGUUCUGUUUAUGGGCGAACACUCUCACAUAUCAGUUGAAUUUGAUAAUAUUGUUUCUGCUGUCUUGGAAAACUAUGAAGUUCCUAAGAAAAAUUCAGCAAACCCUGAUCAAGAGGAAAAAGGUGCUGAGAAUAUGUGGGACCAAGACUUGAUGGCCAAUGGGGGUCAAAUCUCUCCUUUGCUGGAUGUUAAAAGGAGAAACCCUUCCUGGAAGAGAACUGUUAAUGAUAAAGGCGAAAUAAUUGUAGCAAUGGAAGAUGACAUGAAUCCCUCUUUUUGGUCUGGGGUUUGCCUUCAUAAUAUGGCCAACUUAGCCAAGGAGGGGACUACCAUACGUCGUGUAAUGGAAUCUUUAUUCCGGUAUUUUGAUAAUGGAAACUUAUGGUCUAUAGACCAUGGCCUCGCCUUUUCCGUUUUAAAGGAUAUGCUAUUUUUGAUGGAUGAUUCUGAGAAAAACACACAUGUUUUGCUGUCAAUGUUAAUCAAGCAUCUGGAUCAUAAAAUUGUCCUUAAAGAACCUCACAUGCAGCUUGACAUUGUUGAGGUUACCACUUCACUUAUCCAAUAUGCAAAGGUCCAACCUUCUAUAUCAAUAGUUGGUGCAGUAAGUGACAUGAUGAGACAUUUGCGGAAGUGCAUACUUUGUUCCCUAGAUGACUCAAAUCUGGCCCCUGAUGUAAUCAAUUGGAACAAGAAUUACAAAAAAGUUGUGGAUAAGUGCCUUGUACAGUUAUCAAAUAAGGUUGGAGAAGCCGGUCCAAUUCUUGAUGUUAUGGCCGUGAUGUUGGAGAACAUCUCAACUAUCACAUCAACAUCUAGAACCACAGUCUAUGCUGUCCAUCGGAGUGCUCAAAUUGUAGCCUCCUUAACAAAUGUGUCCUAUCAGAAAAAGGCAUUCCCUGAGACCUUGUUUCAUCAACUUCUCCUGGCUAUGGUCCAUCCAGAUCAUGAAACACGAGUGGUAGCUCACCGCAUCUUUUCUGUCAUUCUUCUACCAUCCUCUGUUUUCCAUGGUUCAAGAUUGUCUGUUUCUGAUCCCAAGGCAUCGAGUGUUCCUCGAACUCUCUCAAGAGCAGUCUCUAUUUUCUCUUCUUCAGCUGUCUUAUUUGAGAAGCUAAGACUGGAGAAACGUUCUUCAAGUGAAAGAUAUAGUCAAUAUAACGGGGGAAAUAUUUCUGGAGAGAUUGAACCAGUUAAUAGCAAUGUUGGGAUCGUAAGCAAAUUAAAGCCAACUUAUAGUCGGGUGUCUAGCGUGAAUAACCCUCCUCUACAAUUAGAAGUGAAGGAAAUUGCUGCAAACAAAGUUAAUCAGAACUCGGGGGUUGCUCUCAGGCUAAGUAAGCUUCAGAUAAAUCGAUUGUUAUCGUCAAUUUGGGCACAGUCUAUGUCUCCAGGAAAUAUGCCUGCAAAUUAUGAAGCAAUUGCUUAUUCAUACACUUUGAUAUUACUUGUUUCUAGAGCAAAGAAUUCUUUUCAUGAGGUACUAGUUCGGAGUUUUCAGCUGGCUUUUUCUUUAUGGAAUAUUUCUCUUAAGGAAGGGCCAUUGCCUCCAUCUCGUCGGAGAUCACUCUUUACUCUGGCAACUUCAAUGAUUUUGUUUGCUUCAAAAGAAUACAACUUUGACAGUCUUGUCCAGAGUGCCAAGGAAGUGCUUACAGAGAGAAAGGUUGAUCCCUACCUUCAGUUAAUUGAAGAUUACAAGUUGCAAGCUGUCAGCUUUGCACCUGAUAAUCUAACCAUCAACUAUGGUUCCAAAGAAGAUGAUGAGAGGGCCUUAGACACUCUUACAGACUUGUUGAGUUAUAUACACAAAACACGGGAACUAUUUGCUUCUGAAAUCAUUAAGAGCUUGGAAAUGUUUGCAAAAGCUGAAUUAUCAUCAAUAAGGGAACAGUUGCUAGAAGAAUUUGCACCAGAUGCUAUGUGUGAACUUGGAUCUCAAUUGACUGUGAACAUGGCCGCAAAGGAUGCUUCAAUAAGUAUUGAUGAUGACUUUAUUUUUGAACCAUUUGAAAGUCAAGUAAUACAUAAUCGGGGUUUGUCCACAGAGGUCCCAAGCCUUCUGGGUGCUAAUCAACUUUUAGAAUUAAUUUUGGAUACAUCUCAUCCAUCUGGGAGGAUUUCUGUAUCAAAUGCAUUUAAUAUGCCAUACAAGGAUAUGGCCGACAAGUGUGAGGUUCUUUUGAUGGAAAAGCAGAAGAUGUCCAGAUUGAUGAGUACCCAACAGAAGCACGAAUAUUUAGUGGACUCCCCUUUACCUAAUCAUGGCAAUGAAUUGAAAAAAAUAGAUUCCACUUCCCAUGUGGAUUUUCCCAAGAUGCAGGUGGGAAACUCACCCUUUGAAGAGAAUACUUCUGUGGGUUUCUACAAACCAACUUCUGGCCCUCUUCCAAUGCUGUGUGCAACUGAAUAUCAGAAUCAGACUCACCCUUUCAAACUGCCAGCAUCUAGCCCCUACGAUAACUUUCUGAAAGCUGCUGGUUGCUGAUCCCGUAGUUAUGCUGGAAUUACACACUCUAUAAGGUAGUUAAAAAAUCACGAUGAAGUGAGUAGAGGAUCGCAAGUUGAACUGGGGAAGGCUUCUAACAUAUUUGGAUAAAAGUCUAAAAAGACUUUUAAGAGCUUUUCUAUUGAAAAUUACGUUUUAUUUUUAGUAGAAAAGCUUUCAGAAGGUCUUCUAGACUGUAUUCAAAUAGGCUAUAAGAAUUAUAACUUAACUAGUGCACAAGGCCAAGAUAUAUCUCGAAAUAUUGGUGUUAUUGUUGUGAUCGUGAUAUGUUAAACUUUGGUGUUCGAUUCUACAUAAUUUUCCUCACCCAACUGGUAUGUAACGGCCGGGGAAAGGCUUCAUACUAUGCUACGCAGACCUUGUAAAUUAUAAAGUACUAAAAUUUAUUGGCUCUCUGUUUCCAUACAUAUGUAGAAGCUGCAUGUUAUUUUGAGUGAUAAUGGUAUAAUAUUUUUGCAAAAAAGAACUUU